AGAAAAAGAAUUCAUUUAAGUGCUGCACACAACAUGGAGGAAAAGAAAUUGUAAAGCUGCUGGCAGGUCUGACCGCAGGGACCAUGAUCUGUCUCCUCCUGUCCAGGGGGCUUCUUCCUGGGACACAGCUGUGCUCUGUCCCCCGGCAGAGGCUCCAUAGACUGGCUUCACUCCAGAAUGUCAGAAUGCUAACUCCAAAGAAAGUCCAAAGCUUACUUUACCCCUUCAGUCAGAUGGAGCCUUACCUGGACAGGUCGAUUGACCGGUCUCAGUUCCAGCACUUCCAUCCCAGCGUGGAGGACAUGAUGAAAGCAGAAACUCUCUUCCUCUCCUCGCCGUCUCAUAAGAUCGAUUACUGCAUCUCUGCAGAGCGGUUGGACCAUGUUCCUGUCCUGAAGCCACCAGAGGUGUGUUUCAUCGGCAGGAGCAACGUGGGCAAGUCCUCUCUCAUCAAAACUCUGUUCUCCCUCACUCCGGAGGUAGAGGUCCGAGUGUCCAAAACUCCUGGUCACACUAAGAAGAUGAACUUCUUCCGGGUGGGCAGAGCCUUCACCAUCGUGGACAUGCCGGGGUACGGACACAGAUCGCCCAAAGACUUUGUGGAUAUGGUGGAGCCGUACCUUUUCACCAGAGAGAAUCUGGUGAGGACCUUCCUGCUGGUCGAUGGCAGCGUUGGUCUGCAGCAGGCCGACCUGAUCGCCAUGGAGAUGUGUGAGGAGAUCAGACGUCCAUACGUGAUGGUGCUGACUAAGAUUGACAAAUCUGGAAAUGGAACUGUGCUGAGGAACCUGAUGAGUCUGCAGGAUACUGUCAGAAGGAACACCACGAGCUGCUUCCCCCAGCCGCUGCUCAUCAGCUCCCUGAACUUCUGCGGGAUCUACCUGCUGCGCUGCUUCAUCGCUCAUGUAACGGGGAGCAUCAGUUUGACAGACACCUCUCUCAGCUGACCUGAGGCCAGCGGACUGGGUGGAGCUGGGACUCGCCUAACUGUUAUUUUUAUUUCCUAAUAAAAUGUAAAACAUUCA
Trematomus bernacchii (emerald rockcod) is the source of this 1025-nucleotide messenger RNA. RefSeq names its product GTP binding protein 8 (putative) (gene gtpbp8). Gene Ontology annotation, molecular function: GTP binding. The record is from RefSeq and is a predicted model, not a curated record. Lineage: Eukaryota; Metazoa; Chordata; Actinopteri; Perciformes; Nototheniidae. The coding region runs from base 84 to 947 and encodes 287 amino acids. Gene Ontology annotation, cellular component: mitochondrion. The transcript is spliced from 8 exons.